GUCAAGGAGAAAUGGAUUCGUCCAUUGGAGAUCGGGGAAACUCACAUGCUGUUGCUUGAUGAUCUUGGAAAAGAACGACUGACCGUUACUCUAAUAGAUGCCAAUCACUGUCCUGGGGCAGUUAUGUUUCUCUUUGAGGGAUACUUUGGCACCAGACUGUACACUGGUGAUUUCCGUUAUACUCCAUCUAUGCUUAGAGAGCAAUGUCUGAGAAACACCACUACCAUUGAUGUGCUGUAUCUGGACAACACAAACUGUGACCCCACUCGAGCCGUACCUUCUCGUCAACAAGCCACUCAGCAAAUUAAAGAGAUCAUUAGGACUCAUCCUGGAUACACUGUGGUUAUUGGUCUUUACUCUCUGGGUAAAGAGUCUCUGCUGGUGGAGCUGGCUAUGGAGUUUAAAACAUGGGUGGAGGUGGAUAGAGAGCGUCUGGAAACUUUGCGUGUUCUGGAGCUCCCAGACGUUUUCACCACUGACUCUGGCGCGGGCCGCAUUCGUGUGGUCGCUCAGUCUAUGAUCAACGCCUCCAACCUGCUGGCGUGGAAUAAAGUGCAGCCUACCAUCGCUAUACUGCCCACCAGCCGCCCCAUGGUCUCCUGUCACACUAAUGUCUAUGUGGUGCCUUACUCUGACCAUUCUUCCUACCAGGAGCUGGAGGACUUUGUGUCAGCCCUGUGUCCCAUCUCACUGGUGCCCAUUGUAGGCAACUGUCUGCCUUAUUUUUCUUCUCUUCUAAACCCUUGCAGGAAAAAGCCCAAAGAGGUGGUGAUUCCAGAGUCGGUCAAGCACUACAUGAUGACCAAUUCUAAUAUUCAGACUUCCACAAAUGGCAUAACAAACAUGCUUCAAAGAACCUUGCGCCCAGAGUCUCGUGGGGUGGUGUUCGAAUCUCCAGAGUCAAAAUUAAGCCGACUUAAUCAUGAUGAUGGAGAUUCUGAGACCGAUCAAGAC
Messenger RNA from Sinocyclocheilus grahami, 954 nucleotides. Its product is annotated as 5' exonuclease Apollo-like. The annotation marks the transcript as partial. Gene Ontology annotation, biological process: interstrand cross-link repair; double-strand break repair via nonhomologous end joining; telomere maintenance. Gene Ontology annotation, molecular function: 5'-3' DNA exonuclease activity; damaged DNA binding. The transcript has 3 exons. Lineage: Eukaryota; Metazoa; Chordata; Actinopteri; Cypriniformes; Cyprinidae. The record is from RefSeq and is a predicted model, not a curated record.